AAUAGACCAACCGCAGCGGACUGCAGGCUGCCUGUCAGUGUAGGCUCACUCUAUGUUCGUGUGUCUCUAUGUGCGCCGACCCGAACCUUUCACCGGGUCAAACAGCCAUCACCGUUUACAGGAAGCAGUAGAGAGAAGAGAGACGGGCCGACAUUGUUGUUGUUGUCACCUGCGGUGUCUCUAGACUGUCUGACAGUCUGGUCAGCGGACCAGUGGAGUGUUUUCUCGGUGUAGGUUCAAGUCUCUUCACCGGCGGAUGAAUGGCAAUGACGGCAGUGAGAGCGAUGGCAGCGGGGAGCCCGGCGUCUUUGUCCCGGUUUAGGGGAGCGCUGGUGGCGGGUGUGCUGGGAGACUGUAUCGGCGGAGAGUUUGAAGGAGCGGAGGAGGUUCCCAUGGAGAGUGUGCUGCAGCACCUGAACAGCCUGGACGAUGAGAGCAAAGGAAACGGUAUCCUUGAGUACAGUGACGACACAGCAAUGGCACGUUGUGUGGUUCAGUCUUUACUCACUCGUGCCGGCUUCGAUGAGCAGGACAUGGCUCGCAGAUUUGCAAAAGAGUACAGUGCAUCUCCAGGUCGCGGUUAUGGUUCUGGAGUGAUCCAGGUGUUGAAGAAGCUGUCCUCCCCCCAGCUAAGUGAUGUGUACCAGCCGGCAAGGGACCAGUUUAACGGCCGAGGCUCCUUUGGGAACGGAGGGGCCAUGAGGGCGGCCCCCUUUGCACUGGCUUUCCCUGAAAUGGCUGAUGUUAGACGGUUUUCCCGUCUGGGUGCCAUGCUGACCCACUCCUGCUCUCUGGGUUAUAACGGGGCUGUGCUGCAGGCGUUGGCUGUACACCUCUCGCUGCAGGGGGCGCUGAACCUGCCUCAGCAGUUCAUCAGCAGGCUAAUCACAGAGAUGGAGGAAGUGGAGGACAACGAGGCGACCCGCAGCGAUGCCAGAAUUCUUAAAGAAGCAGAGAAGCCGUUCUGUGAGCGCCUCCACAGAGUUAGAGACCUGAUGGACAGGAGCAAGGUCAGCAUAGAGGAGGUCAUAUCUGAACUGGGUAACGGUAUUGCGGCUCUCCACUCAGUCCCCACUGCCAUCUUCUGCGUCCUCCACUGCCUGCAGCCACGGGAAUGCCUUCCAGAGAAGUAUGGCGGCCUGGAGAGGACAAUAGCGUACAGUCUGGCCCUGGGAGGAGACACGGACACCAUAGCCUGCAUGGCGGGGGCCAUCGCCGGGGCCCACUAUGGCAUCGAGGCUGUUCCUCAGUUGUGGAUAAAGUGCUGCGAGGGAGCGGAGGACGCGGACAUGAACGCAGAGCGGCUUCACAUGCUGUACCACCAGUCAUCACCAGGAGGUGGGAGCGGGACGGGGGAGCAGAGCUGUGGAAACGCAUCUGAAAGCCAGUCAAACGCUUCUAACGGCACAGAGAGGAAAACUGGAGCUGAGUGAUUCUUCAGCUGGAACUGUACAAAAGGACUCCUAGACACACACACAUAAAAAGAAUACAUCUCUGUUUUUGGACGGUUGGUUGGUUAACUUGAAACCUGUGAUUACGGACGACAUUAUCAAUAUCGCAGCAUUAUUUCACUUGUCAAACUGCCUAAUUGGAUGAGCAGGUUUUGAGAAUCACAAACUUGCAAGAUUACAUUUAAAAAGAAAAAA
Messenger RNA from Larimichthys crocea (large yellow croaker), 1646 nucleotides. It is a transcript of the gene adprs, whose product is annotated as ADP-ribosylserine hydrolase. NCBI's taxonomy places the organism in Eukaryota, Metazoa, Chordata, Actinopteri, Sciaenidae. Bases 261 to 1433 code for a protein of 390 amino acids. Gene Ontology annotation, cellular component: nucleus; mitochondrion. The transcript is spliced from 6 exons. The record is from RefSeq and is a predicted model, not a curated record.